Messenger RNA from Australozyma saopauloensis, 2979 nucleotides. RefSeq names its product Ran GTPase-binding protein. Lineage: Eukaryota; Fungi; Ascomycota; Pichiomycetes; Serinales; Metschnikowiaceae. Gene Ontology annotation, molecular function: small GTPase binding; tRNA binding. Gene Ontology annotation, biological process: tRNA re-export from nucleus. The transcript has a single exon. The record is from RefSeq and is a predicted model, not a curated record. The coding region runs from base 1 to 2979 and encodes 992 amino acids. Gene Ontology annotation, cellular component: nuclear pore; nuclear matrix; cytoplasm.
AUGGACCAGCAAAUCCAGCAAGCGGUGGAAAUCGCCCUACUGGGAACGUCCGACAGCGCCCUUAAGAACCAGGCCAUCACCUUCAUCAACGAGAUCAAGCUGACUGAAGAAGGUUACAAAACUUGUGUUGAUCUCCUUCUAGAUCUGUCCAGUCGAGAUGGCCCACUUAACGACGGUCUCAAGUUCUUCAUAUUCCAGGUCAUUGAUGAGAACAUCGAUCGGUUGCUGCAAGAGCAGCUCUUUACUCUAGACAGUAGCUUGUUCAAGUACUUGGAGAACGUUUUGCUGAAGAACAGCGACAGCGAUCCAGUUUAUUUGAAGAACAAGUUUGCCGAUCUUCUUGGUAAACUUUUCUGUCAUGUCUACCCUCUGUUAGAUACUGCAUUUCUUUCCAACUUGUUGAUCCCAGUCCAGUCCAAAAACCUUGCCAGUGUUGAUUACUAUUUGCGUAUCUUGAUUGCCAUCCACUUCGAAAUUGGUGAUAAACUCAUUGCGCGUGCAGAUGGUGCCCAGGAACGUAAUAAUCGCUUGAAGGACUUGAUUCGUGACCGUGACAUGGCUGCGUUGGUUACUAGUUGGAAAACCAUUCUUUUAGAAUUCAAAGACCCUGUCAUUGCAGACAAUGCUUUGAAAGUUGUUGGAUACUACAUUGACUGGAUGGAGAUUACAUUAUUUAUCCAAAAGGACUUUUUGGACGAUAUCUAUGGUUUCUUGUACAACGACGACUUGCGCAACCAAGCUUGCUUUACCAUCAUCGAAAUCAUUUCCAAGAAGAUGAAGCCUGCCAACAAAUUGCAGCUAAUAAACUUGAUGGACCUUGGCUCGGUUCUCAGCUCUUUAGACAACGUAGACUUGGAUUUCAUUGAGAAUCUUGCAAAACUUUCCAAUCAAAUUGGUCUAGAAUUGUCAAUUGUGUUGGAAAAUGAGCCUUCGCUAGUCUCUGAGAUCAGCGCCCACUUUCUCAAGUUAUGGCCCACAGUUCUUGAGUUUUUGGGUAACGAGUACGAUGAUGUCUCCCAGCAGGUAUUCCCGUUCAUUCAGCAAUACUUGUUCGUUACCAAAAAAGUUCCUGCAUUGGCGUCGGAAGAAUUGCUCUCCACUUUGUUGAAGAAAAUAAUCGAAAAAAUGAAGUAUGAUCCCGAAUCUUUUGAGGACGACGAAGACGAGCAAUUUGACGACAUUCGCCAGAAAUUGAAGCAAUUUCAAGAUACUAUUGCAUCUCUCCAUCCUGCUUUGUAUUUAGAGAUUCUUCCUGUCAUUAUUAAUAAUUCCAUUUUUUCGGCUCUGUCUGCGUCCGACUUAUCAGGUUGGGUGUCCAUAGAGUUGGGCCUCUACGAAUUGAGCAAUUUUGCCGAUUCGCUCAAGAAUAAUUUGAUCAAUCUUCCAAAAAGCGAAAUUCUGACCUCGAAACCAUACCAAUCGGUCCAGGAUUUCUUAAUCAAGAUUAUUGACAACUUCCAUUUAAUCAACCACCCAAAAAACCAAUUAGCAUUCUUCGAGUUGAUUAUUCGCCAUUUCACAACGAAGAACUUUUCCAACACCACUAACACAGACCUCAAUGACUUAAUCUUCAAGAUCAUGGAACUUUUCUCCGAAUAUGGCUUGUUCAAUGCUGUUGAAAGUGUUCGUUUGAGAUGCUGGUAUUUGUUUUUGAGAUUUGUCAGUGUCACUAAACCAAAGUUGAACUCAUAUUUCCUCGAAACUUUUAUUGUCAAGCUCCAGGUGUUGCUAGUGAUAAAAGCUGAAUUACCCACGAAGAAUGAAGACGACGUCGUGGUAGAGAACGGCAACUUCGAUAACCAGCUCAGAUUAUUCGAAGUGGUUGGUCUAUUAGUCGCUUUCGCCGAAGACGGACUGGAUGCCCCCAAGUUUGUAGAUAUCCUCUUCCAGCCUCUCUUCAGCACUUUAGAAACCUGUGUUUCUUAUGAUAACAAAUUAGACCCCUUGAUUGCAUUACAGGCACAUCAUCUGUUGAUGGCAAUGGCUACUAUUGUGAAGGGUCUUGAUACCCAAAUUCCUGGAAAAUCUGAUUCCAUGAAAAACAAUGCCGACUUGGUAAGCAAAAUCGACAACGCAGCUCAGGUGGUAUUGAUCACUUUGGAGAACUUCAAUAAGUUUGAAUCCGUGAGAGAUGCUUCGCGUUUUGCAUUUGCUCGAUUUGUUCCUAUUCUUAAUCUUCUGAGCAGUUCACAUGUCAGCAAGUUGGUUUCAUUAAUUCUCACCUCUCCAGAGCUCCGGAUAUCUGAGUUGGGAGACUUCUCGGGAUUCAUUGGCCAGCUUGUGCACUUGUUCAAGAACGACGACAUCAUGUUCCAAUUAUUGAACGACGUGUUGACGCCAAUGAUCAACAAGGUCUACGACUUGCUCGAGAUGAAUGACGAAAACUAUCCUGAUUUGGUUAGAGAAAAGUAUGGCUUGAAGAGAGCGUUGCUUACUUUUGUUAGCACGUUGGUCAUUAACAACCAAUUCUCUUUAUUUCUCACAGAGACAAACAAACGCAUUCUCCCCAAGGUUUUAGCCUCCAUCGUGGACUUCUCGUGCGACUUGAAUGACACUGUGACUACUAAGGCUGCCAUCAUUCAGUUCGGUAAUGUUGUGAAUGUCCUCGGUUGUAAUGCUGGUAAAAUCAAUGACACAAACGAUAAGUUUGCUCUCACUGUGGCUGCUGUUGAUGGUAUCGAUGACUAUUUGAUGGAGAAAACAGUUGCAUUGGCAUUUGAAAUGCCUUUCCGUCAAAAAGAAUUCGACCUCAAGGAUGCACAGAUCCGCAACAUUUCGCUGGAGCUUGGUACCUUGUUGAGAAUCUACCAAAACCGUCUGAGUCAGCAGGAGUUUGUUACAUACUUAGCGAACUAUCUUACCAACAUGGGAUUAGAGCAAAGCAUUGCAGGUGACUUCUGCAGCAAGUUGGUGGAGCUCGAUGUCAAGGGGUUCAAAAAAUACUACAUCUCUUUCUUGACCCAAUUCAAGGGCAAUUGA